AUGAGCAAUCCCAAGCCAACCACCUCACUGAGCACAAGCACGACCGGCGCAAGAUUGCUCAAGCACGUCCUCGCAGCCGAGUCGCGCAUUCGCAAGCACAUUCGCACCACGCCGUUAGAAGCGUGUCCGUGGCUGUCCAAGCUGGCAGGACCGUCCACGCGCGUCUUCCUCAAGUGCGAGUCGGAGCAGGCAACGGGAUCGUUCAAGCUCCGCGGCGCGUUCGCCAAGCUCACAGCAUUGAUCGAGGCAGCUGAGCACCAAGCGACGCUGCCGCGUCAGGCGGAUUCUGAUCAAAAUGUACUAGUGCUGCCUCGGAUUGUGACUGCGUCGACUGGCAACCAUGCGCUCGCGUGCUGCGCUGCCAUGCAGUCGUUGGGCAUCUCGGGAACGAUUUGCGUGCCAUCGAGCAUUACGCGAGCCAAGCGGGAGCGACUCGAGCUCAUGCGGGCAAAGCUGAUUGUUGGAGGCCGGGAGUGCCUCGACGCCGAGAACGCAGCCCAGGAGCUCGCCCAGCGCAGUGGAGCCGUGUACGUGUCGCCAUACAACGACUGGGAUGUUGCAGGUGGCAAUGGCACGGUUGCGGUGGAUCUGGUCGUGCACCAAGGCCUGCACAACGUCGACGCCGUGUUUGUUGCUGUUGGAGGCGGCGGACUCAUUGGCGGCAUGGCAGCCUUCCUCAAAGCCCUCGUGCCCAAUGUUCGCAUUGUCGGGUGCAGUCCGAUGCAGUCAUGCGUGAUGGUGCGGUCGGUCGAGGCCGGCCGCAUUGUGGACGAAGCCGAAGAUUCAGAAACGCUCUCCGACGGCACGGCUGGCGGCAUCGAACCGGGUAGCUUGACGUUCGAUGUGUGUCGAGACCUUGUCGACGAGUGGGUCACAGUGUCGGAGGUGGAGAUUGCUCGUGCGAUGCGCUUUAUGCUCGAGUACCACCAUCGCGUCGUCGAAGGUGCAGCUGGGGUUGCUAUUGCUGCCUUCCGGAAACACGCACAACGGUUUGCUGGCCAGACGGUGGCGAUUGUGCUUUGUGGGUCGAAUGUCUCGAUGAAUCAUGUUGCGCAAGUUUCCUCUGACGUUGACCUUGACCUUGACAUGAAUUAA
This is a messenger RNA of Capsaspora owczarzaki ATCC 30864, 1095 nucleotides long. RefSeq names its product L-threonine ammonia-lyase. Bases 1 to 1095 code for a protein of 364 amino acids. Lineage: Eukaryota; Filasterea; Ministeriida; Capsasporidae. The transcript is spliced from 2 exons. Gene Ontology annotation, biological process: L-threonine catabolic process; L-serine catabolic process. Gene Ontology annotation, molecular function: L-serine ammonia-lyase activity; pyridoxal phosphate binding; threonine deaminase activity. The record is from RefSeq and is a predicted model, not a curated record.